Molecule: messenger RNA, 2651 nt
Organism: Bactrocera neohumeralis
Lineage: Eukaryota; Metazoa; Arthropoda; Insecta; Diptera; Tephritidae
Product: palmitoyltransferase ZDHHC3
Exons: 4
Coding region: 157-1020 (287 amino acids)
Biological process (GO): protein targeting to membrane; peptidyl-L-cysteine S-palmitoylation
Cellular component (GO): endoplasmic reticulum; Golgi apparatus
Molecular function (GO): protein-cysteine S-palmitoyltransferase activity
Source: RefSeq, a predicted model, not a curated record
AUGCAAACAGGUGGCAGCAACACCGUCAGCUGUUGAAAUGAUGGCCGAGCUAAGAUUUUCAUAAUAACUAAACAAUUGUAUUUUUUGUAAAAUAUUAGCAUAUGCAACUUACUAAUUAAAGAGUGAAUAUAUAUUAUUAUUGCGAGGAUCAAAGGAAUGCAUUCUCAAUAUAUAACACUACAUGGCGGCAGUAGGGAUAUGCAUAAUCGUUGCUGCGGAGGGCGUGCUUGGUGUGUAAAGGAUAUUUGUGGUAUUGUCUGCGCGGUGUUUACAUGGCUGCUAAUACUGUUCGCGGAAUUCGUCGUAAUGCGUGUGAUACUACUCCCAAGUCCAUAUCCGGUGUAUAGUACAAUAAACAUUAUAAUAUUCCAAUUACUUGCCUUUCUCGCUUUCGCCUCGCAUAUUCGUACAAUGUUGUCAGAUCCCGGUGCAGUGCCACGGGGAAAUGCAACAAAAGAAAUGAUCGAACAGAUGGGUUACCGUGAAGGUGAAAUGUUUUUCAAGUGCCCGAAAUGUUGCAGCAUUAAACCGGAACGCGCCCAUCACUGCUCAGUAUGUCAGCGUUGUAUUCGUAAAAUGGAUCAUCACUGUCCAUGGGUUAAUAAUUGCGUCGGUGAAAAUAAUCAGAAAUACUUUGUACUAUUUACGUUUUACAUUGCUGCUAUAUCCAUACAUUCUAUGUUCUUAGUUGUCACUGAAUUCGCGCAAUGUGUGCAUACGGAAUGGCGACAAUGUUCACCGUAUUCACCACCAGCAACGAUAUUUUUGUUACUCUUUUUAUCAUUCGAAGCGUUAUUGUUUGCAAUUUUUACUCUUAUUAUGUUGGCUACACAAUUAACUGCCAUAUUUAAUGACCAAACGGGUAUAGAACAAUUAAAAAAAGAAGAAGCACGUUGGGCAAAAAAAUCUCGCCUAAAGAGCAUACACUCUGUAUUUGGACGUUUUUCUCUGGCCUGGUUCUCACCGUUUACGAAGCCAUCAUGGCAAACGAAAUUCAAUUCGCAUUUCUAUUCCGUUUAGAUUGAGCGAGCUUAGCUUUUAAUACCCCUGUAAUAUGUGUACCCUUUUUAAAUGGUAAAUGAUAUAAUGAAUAUUUGUCGAUAACACUGGUCUACAUUGGUUUUGUCGCCUUAGAUAAAAUAUCGAUUUUAAAUAUAUUUGUGCCUACAGUUCAUGAAACUAUCAAUUUGUAAGAUUUGCUCUCAUUUAUUUUUAAAUCUUUGUUUUCAUUUUACUUGACAAAAAUCAGAAAACAUUAAAAACAAAGAGACAAAUCUCGAAAACAUAUGUUAUAUUUUAAUUAAACUCCUUUUAUGGGAUUUUCUUUUAUAACUUUCCAAUCUUUUUUUUUUAACUAGUAGUAAUGAGCCGUCAUCUGGCAAUGCAAUAUCUUUUCUCCAUUACUCCCCUGAUCCUCAUUAUAAUUUCGAAAAAUAUUUUAAAAUGUAUCAAAAUUACUACGGAGAUAGCCUAGCUUGAUAUUCAAUUUCUUCUAACAAGCCGGUAUUUAUCAAAACAUUGCAUAUGCACAUUGAAUAUUUUCAUGAAUAAGUUCGUAAUCCGGGCACUUGAAAGUAUCAAAAUUUGCAAAGAUAUCCAAGGCAACAAAAUUGUUUUUGAAGAGCUGUGUAAUUAUUACAGUCAGCUUCGACUUGCUGAGCUAGCUUUCGCUAUUUGCAAAUAUAAUAAUUAUUUGCAAUAAAUACUUUGAAGAAGCAUAAUAUAUAAGAAUACAAUUUGCGAAGUAAUGAAUGUAAUUUUGCUUUAUUUUCAUCUGUACAGCCAAAAAAGUCGUGUUAAUUUACAUAUAUAUGAAAACAGUGAAAAGCAUGCUUCAUUUCACGUACAAUUAGCAAAUGCAAUAUGAUUAAAAAUAAUUAUAUAGAUUUAACUUUGAGAACAUCUCUGAUAUUUAAAGAACAUUAAAUAAUAUAUUAAACACUGUUAUUGUAUAUUGUUAUAGAUCAAUAUACAUAUAUUAUUAGCCAUUCUGAUUGAAAUCAAAUGAUUUCAAAGAAAGUGCGAAAAAUGUCUUUAUGUCAAAAAGAUAAUAAUCAUAAAUACUACUACUACUGUUCACUAUUAUUUUUGAAAAUUUAUAUUCGAAAUUGUAUUGUAUUAAACCUAAAUUUUAACAAUUCAAUGAAGUAGUUAGCGAACGCAAUUGGGUAAAAUACAUAGGUAUAAUAUAAUCAGUUGUUUAAAAAGAAUUAUGUAUUUAGUUCGUUUAUUGGUUAUAAGUUAUAUAUUUUCUAUUAAAACUCAACACUAUAAUAUUUUCGUUUUUAUUGAUUUUAACUUCAAAUCAAAGACUAAAAUUAAGUAUAAAUAUACCUUUGUACAUAAAUAUAUAUUUUUUAUAUUAUUAAGAAUAUUGUAUUCUUUGAUCUUUAUUAAUAUUUAAUAAUAUUAACUGCUAUGAAAAUAGUUGUAAACACGUCACUAAAACAAAAUAUACGAAUAAUUUAUAGUUAUGUGUAUGAAUAUGAUUAAAAUAUAUUAAGAAAUAUUGAGAUGAAGGAACGAACAAACUACCAUACAUACUAUAUUUUAUACUAAAAAUCAUAAUAACUACUUGAGAUAUUAUUUGAAGUAUAUACAGAUAAAAGGAGUGGCGAUUUGCAAUAAAAUUUCAUUUCAUUAAUAAAAUU